UGGGCAAAGCCAGGCUGAGAGACAGAGAGCUGCAGCCGCUUCCGUGUUUGUGUGAUCGGGGAGGGUAGCGUCUCUGUCUCCACUCCUUCAUUCAUUUAAAAGCGUAACGCCGAGCAAGAGGCAAGAAGAAGAAGACAAUGCCGUAUGAACUGAAACAUGUAUUCGCCAGCCUCCCGCAGAUGGAGAGGGGAGUGGCAAAGGUGAUCGGCGGUGAUCCCAAAGGCAACAACUUUCUCUACACCAAUGGCAAGUCUGUCAUCAUCAGGAACAUUGAGAACCCGGCCAUUGCGGACAUUUACACCGAACAUGCCCACCAAGUAUCUGUUGCCAAGUACGCCCCCAGCGGAUACUACAUUGCAUCUGGAGAUGCAACAGGAAAGAUCCGUAUCUGGGACACCACCCAGAAGGAGCACAUACUCAAAUACGAGUAUACCCCUAUUUCUGGAAAGGUUAAGGACAUCGCGUGGACAGAGGACAGCAAGAGAAUUGCUGUUGUCGGGGACGGACGAGAGAAGUUCGGGGCUGUGUUCUUGUGGGACUCUGGCUCCUCAGUGGGAGAAGUGUCUGGACAUGCGAAAGUAAUCAACAGCGUGGACAUAAAGCAGACACGCCCUUACCGCCUUGUCACCGGCAGCGAUGACACCUGCGGCUCCUACUUCGAGGGGCCUCCUUUCAAGUUCAAGUUCACAUUACGGGAUCACAGCCAGUUUGUCAACUGCGUUCGCUUCGCGCCAGAUGGAAGCCGCUUCGUCACAGCCGGCGCUGACGGCCAGAUUUUCAUGUACGAUGGAAAGACCGGGGAGCGUGUCGGCUCCCUGGGCGGAGAGAAGGCCCACAAUGGAGGAAUCUACGCUGUCAGCUGGAGCCCUGACAGCUCCCAACUGAUCUCCGCCUCAGGGGACAAGACGGUGAAGCUGUGGGAUGUCGGUGCAGGUACGGCUGUCACCACCUUCAAGAUGGGCACUGAUGUGACAGACCAGCAGCUGGGCUGCCUGUGGCAGAACAACCACCUCCUCAGCAUCUCCUUGUCGGGAUACAUCAACUACCUGGACAAGAGCAAUCCUGACAGGCCCAUUCGCACAGUCAAGGGACACUCAAAGUCCAUCCAGUGUCUGACGGUGCACAAAGGUGACGGGCGUUCAUACAUCUACUCAGGGAGUCACGAUGGACACAUUAAUUACUGGGAUGCCGAAACUGGAGAGAACGACUGCUUCUCUGGAAAGGGACACGGCAACCAAGUGAGCAAGAUGGUGACUGAUGACGCCAACGAGCUGGUGACGUGCAGCAUGGACGAUACUCUGCGCUACACCAGCCUCACCAAGAAGGAGUACAGUGCCUCUGAUGUGGUGAAGAUGGAUGCCCAGCCUAAGAGUGUGUCGGUGGCAGUGGGAGGGCUGUCGCUCUCCGUCUGCAUUGGGCAGGUUGUCUUGCUGAAGGACAAGAAGAAAGUCUUCACAUUGGACAAUCUUAGCUAUGAAGCAGAGGUUGGCGCUAUCCAUCCUGGUGGCACCACUGCUGCAGUGGGGGGAGCAGAUGGAAACGUCCACCUGUACUCGAUCCAGGGAAACACUCUGAAGGAGGAGAGUCAAGUUCUUGAGGCCAAAGGUCCCAUCACUGACAUGGCCUACUCUAAUGAUGGAGCCUAUCUGGCCACCAUAGAUGAGAGGAAAGUGGCCAUGGUUUUCAACGUGGCAGACGGCUACUCGGUCAAAAAUGAGUUUUACGGACACCACGCCAAACCGGUGACUUUGGCCUGGUCGCCUGACAAUGAGCACUUUGCAACCGGUGGGAUGGACAUGAUGGUGUACGUCUGGACCAUCACCGACCCAGACGAGAGGAUCAAAAUCCCAGAUACUCAUCGACUGCACCACGUCAGCGGCCUGGCCUGGAUAGAUGAGCACACUCUAGUCACUGCCUCUCAUGAUGCCAGCAUCAAGCAGUGGACUAUUAAAUACUGAGCUGCAAGCAGGCAAGCACCCACAUCUCCAGGGACAAGGACUACUGUAGAAUCCAAGAUUUUCCCUUCUUUUUUCUUAAUUUUUUUUUUCUUUUUUUUUAACUGUACUUUCACUCUCUAAACGAUGUUCUAUGCUGUCUGUAAAAAUCUGACGUGUAAAUGGUUAUGGUUCGGGUGGGGAAACUCCCGUAAAAACAAUCUGAUACAUGUCUCUGAUGCGUGUACGUAACCUCAUCUUACCCGGAGACAAAGUGUCCAAGUAAAGAGUGUAACCACGAGUGCUUUUACACCUCUUUGAGCAUUAUGGACCCAGAAAAAUAUUUCUAAGCUCAUCAUUCCAUAUAUUGCGUUGCAGUUUAAGGGAAAAAACCAAAAGCAUAUUAUCUUUUUUUUUUCUUUAAUCAUGUUAAAUUAAACCUUUUGGUUACAUUCCUAAAAUGAGCAGUAACUGGUCCUAACUGUAGAUGCCUGUCACUUUUUAUUUUGGGGUGAGUGUUUUUAUUUUUAUUUUUUUUGCAUCGUUGCUUUGUCCUAGGUUUCCAACCUUUUCGUGAUUCAUAACUCUUCCUGUUGGACUGUGGAGCAAUAAUAGGAACUGAAAGAUCAACGUAUGUAUACAGUCGAGAGAUGCUGUCUGUGCAGUAAAAAAAAGGUUCUGUGUUGUUGCUGUGUUUUUGUUUGGACCCACUAUGCUCGUCUCAACUUUUUCUUUUUUCUUUUUCUAUGUCCUUAUGCAUCCACUUCCAAAGUGGAAGUGAUUCAUUAUUAAUAAUAAUAAAAUACUUUUUAUGCAUUUGC
Molecule: messenger RNA, 2755 nt
Organism: Mugil cephalus (flathead mullet)
Lineage: Eukaryota; Metazoa; Chordata; Actinopteri; Mugiliformes; Mugilidae
Gene: wdr1
Product: WD repeat domain 1
Exons: 15
Coding region: 138-1958 (606 amino acids)
Biological process (GO): sarcomere organization; positive regulation of actin filament depolymerization; locomotion
Cellular component (GO): cortical actin cytoskeleton
Molecular function (GO): actin filament binding
Source: RefSeq, a predicted model, not a curated record